AUGGAGCAAUCACAAGGGCCGCCCUACCCAUCAAAGGUAGCCGGCGUAGGCGGAAGAGCCAUGCCUAUACCAGACGUCCCAAUCGCCUCUGUACUUCUGGUCUUCUAUGUUGGAUCCGCGAUCGGGAACAUGACCAUACUCCAACUCAACAGACGAAAAGGCCACAAAUUCCUCCUCUCUGGGUUACUAUUCGGCUUCUCCAUGGCACGAAUCUUAACACUAUCACUACGAAUAGGAGUCGCAUACCACCCGACCAACGUCUCGCUCUCGAUUGCCUCGAUGAUCUUCGUCAACGCCGGUAUCCUCAUCGUAUACAUCGUGGAUCUCCUCUUCGUUCAACGAAUCAUUCGAGCUGGACAGCCUGAGAUUGGCUGGCAUCCUCUAUUCCGGCUUCUGUUCAAGAUCGUAUAUUCUCUGGUAGCGUUGGCACUGGUACUGGUCAUCGUCUUUAUCGUCCUUAGCUUCUACACUCUGGAAACGCAUCUCAGGACGAUCUGCCGAGACAUUCAAUUGGCUGCCAUUACUUGGUUACUCGUGGUCGCUGCUCUGCCGCUUGUGCUCCUUGUACUCGCAUGGGUCUUGCCGAAAUCUAAGAAUGCGCAGACUUUCGGAGCUGGUAGCAUGACAGCGAAGAGUCUGGUACUGGCCGUCUCCAGCACCCUCUGCACUCUUGGAGCCGGAUUCAAGGCUGGUGUCAAUUGGCAGGCACCGCGACCAAUCAACAAUCCUGCAUGGUACCACUCGAAGGCGUGCUUCUACGUCUUUUUCUUCGUGCUGGAGAUCAUUAUCCUGUACUUUUUCCUCGCUGUACGUGUGGAUCGACGAUUCCACGUGCCCGACGGCAGUAGUAAGCGCAAGACGUUCGAAGUCGCCACAGAAGAACAGAAACAGAACGACGAGAAUGCGUUGGACCAUGAGUCAGACAUGGAUAAAGAGCCGGAGACAGACAAGGAAGCCACUGUAUAG
This is a messenger RNA of Cercospora beticola, 966 nucleotides long. RefSeq lists its product as uncharacterized. NCBI's taxonomy places the organism in Eukaryota, Fungi, Ascomycota, Dothideomycetes, Mycosphaerellales, Mycosphaerellaceae. The record is from RefSeq and is a predicted model, not a curated record.